CUACGCUCAUUUCAGAAGUUUACUGUCACAUGAAAAUCGUAUGCUAUGUCCAACUCCCUACCAGACAAACACAGUGUUAUGAUUGCUUUGCGUCUUCGUAAACAGGCUGCGAAACAUCGUCGUGUGGAAAGUUUUUAUACUUUGCGUUGAUCAUCAGAGCAGAAAAUGUUUCACCUACUUGCCGAAGGUUGGCCAGAGAAUCUCAUGUGUGCUACUGCCUUUAGAGACUCGCACCCUAUAAUAUUGCCGCAAAAGUUUGAAUUUUAGGAAGUUUCAUUUUCCCGUAAGUCGAAAUAUAUGGUUAAAUGUGGUGUUAGUUUCGUGUUCUUUGUGCAUAUGCGGUGCCUCGAGUCCUCUUGGGAGAGUUCUGUGUUUAUUAAUUUUCUGAAAUACUAAGUGGAGAAAGUUGUUAUUGUAAUACAUAAAUAUAUCAACAAAACUGCAAGGCAUAUAAGAAGAACCUAUUAUUUCGUAGCCAACAGUAUUUUGCGGUUUAAUUAUAUUGUUAUUGCAAAUAAUCAACAACAAAAGAAAUGUAAGCGUCUUCAAAAAUUUUAUGAGUAUGCAGAUGUGUGGUGAAACGUAAACAUUUCUUUGUGUCAACGAAGUGCUCAUCGAAAUCAGCAUUAUAUGCUUUUGUGCGGUUGUUCUGAUAAUGAGAGAUAUCCAUGGAGCUACAAAAUUGUCUGACUGUUGCUGGAGUGGAAAAUGUGACAACUGCACAGGACCCUGUUGUCAUAUGCUUGCAACCAGAAGGUGAAGUGGAAUGGGCAUUGCCUGUAAUUACAGGUAGUCAACAGUUGGAUCAUGAAGUCGUUGCUCUGGUACAAGAGGAUGUUAAUGGCGAAUCUGUUAUGGGUGUCGGGCAGAUCCCAGCAGUUAACUGUGUUGAGGUGAUACCAGAUUUCCUGGGAUCAGUCAUACCCAGCUGCUCAGAGGAAGGGGAAAAGACAGUAUCAGCUAAUGCAGUGGCCUUUCAGGAAGAUGAUGGCCAAGUAUUUUACAUUACAUACACUUUGCCCGGCACUUCAGAAGUUGACCUCACAAGUGGUGAGCCUCCUGUGGAGGUUCAAGGAGAAACAGCUAAUGGUGAGAAGACGAAAGCACCACAUUCAGUCCUUCAUGUUGCUGAAGAUGGGAGCACAGUUUUCCUAAACGUUGGGCAUAUUAUAAACGAAGCCGAUACUGCACUAGACAGUGUGGGCCAAGUGGAAAUAAGCUCCAAUGCUGCAAAUGUUUGUGUCGAGCAAAUGCCAGAAUUAAUAUCUAAGCCCAGUAAGAAAAGAUUUCCAUCUACAAAACUCCAACAUAGUUUUGUUGGGAACAACCUUUGCAUUGAAGAUAAGUUGCAGAUUGUUGAUGCGAUGUUGACUCCAGCCCCAAAGCGAAUCUACAAGAAGAAGGACAAAGAGGAGGCAAGUGCCAAUGUUAAAGAAGUUGACUUGUCCUAUCUGUGCCAGUUUUGUGGUGCCUCUUUCCCAGAGAAGGAAGCAUAUUACAAUCACCUUAAUGAACACACUGAGGAACAAAAGCUGUCUUGUACAAAGUCUUCUGGGAGGCUGGGCCCAGCGACUUCAGGAGGAGACCAACAACGUGAAAUUGGCGGUCAUGUCGUGUUACGGCGAUAUGUUUGCCCUCAAUGCCCCACUGCCUUUAGCCGCCUUUCGCAGCUUGCAAAUCACCAGCAGCAUGCUCACUUUGGAGACAGGCCUCAUAAAUGUCAGAUCUGCAAGAAGAGCUUCUACAAACGAUCUGAUCUACGGAGUCAUCUAAACAUUCAUCUUGGCAUAAGCAAAUCCAUCUGUGAAAUCUGUGGCAGGAAGUUCAACCAUGUGUCUAAUCUAAUUAGACAUUCGCGGAUACAUACAGGCAUAAAACCAUAUCCAUGUUCCAUCUGUGGUCGAAGAUUUAGCCAGUUAAAUGGAAUGCAUCAGCAUAAAACAAUUCAUCAGGAAAGCAGAGAUAUCAGCUGCAGCUUAUGCCCGAAAACUUUUAAAUCGUACAAUGUUAUGCGUCGACAUGUGAGGUACUCCCAUGAAGACAAACUCGUCAGCAUGGGCAAAGAUGCAUAUUCAGCUCUGAAGUUGAAGGAUGGCACUCAUGUCAGAAGUUUUUACUGCAAAUUGUGUGGAGCUAGCUUUAAAUACGCAGCUCUUCUCAAGCACCAUGAAAGUAUCCAUGUGCAGGAGAAAGACUUUCAUUGUAAAUUUUGUAAGAAAGAUUUCCUGUGUGCAGAUGAUGUCAAAACGCAUUACUGUGGAGUGAAUGGUGACAAUACCAGCCCACAAAUAGAAUCAAAUGAUGACGUGGAGCACGAAGGCCAACUUAAUUCAAAUGGGAUAGAUGUGCCAUCUUCUAGAGACAUUAUUAUCUAUGUUACUGAGGAAGGUACAUCAGAUGUGAAACAGGUGCGUAUUAAAGAUACUGGUAUAGAUCAUGAAUAUGCUGAUAUAAUGACUCUUCCCCUGUCAGAGGAUGUUAGCUGUGUUGGGCAUGAUACUAGUUUUGCUGAUGGCGUUGUAAUUGUAUGCAAGUCAGAUGGGGAAGGUGUCCCUUGUGUACGUUUCUUGAUGGAGCCUUCCAAGGAUGAAAAACAGAAACAGAAACAUGAAAAUGGAGUGACCUUGGGAGAGGUUGCAUCUAACACUGAGGAGCAGCAGCAGCAGCAGCAGCAGGAACAAGAACAAGAACAACUAGAUCCAGAAAUUAUGAUAGUAGAAACUGAAAGGAAGCCAGAAGAAAGGGAAGGGUCAGAGAGUCAUGCUACAGAAAUUAGUAUGGUUCAAAGUAGUAAACUGGCAGAGGACAUCAGUGACCUGUUGACACUUGAUUCAUCUGAACAUGCAACUCAAGGGCAAGGGAAGAGCAAGGAUAAAACCAAGAAGAACAGAAAGAAGAAGAAACUGUUCAGUCAGUACUCCCAGAAGGUUACAGCUGCUAAGAGAAGAGCAAUUAAAGACUGUAUAAAUAUCAAUGACAUGGCAGAAAUUGUAGACGAAGAAGAUAAAAAUGGGAUAAAAACAAAGAGAAAGAUGUACAAAUGUCCAGAGUGCUUCAAAAAAUUUAACAAAAAUAGUAACUUCAAACAACAUUUAGGUGUUCAUUACAUGGAUUUUAUGAAACACUCUUGUCCAUCGUGUGGGCAGUGUUUUGCAUGGAAAUCAACUCUGAAUAAACACAUCCUAAAAAUGCAUAGUGAAGCCCCACAACCUAAAUCUAGCUGUGAAUUCUGUGGACGAGAGUAUCCAUUUGCUGUACAAGUACAGGAACAUAUAAAAAGGGACCAUUUGAAGCAACGGCCCCAUGUCUGCCCUACAUGCAACAAAACAUUUUACAAGAAGCAUGAUCUGAGUGUCCAUCGAAGGACCCACACCAAAGAGAAGCCAUACAUAUGUGGAACAUGCAGCAAGAGCUUUAGUCACCUCUCUCAUAUCAUUAGACACGAGAGAAUUCAUAAUGGUGUUCGACCAUAUAAAUGUCCUGACUGUGGACGUGAAUUCAUCCAGUCGACUUCUUUGAAAGCCCAUAGGCAGCGCCAUGUAGCAGCUGCUCAGAAGAGGGAACUUGGAGACUUCAACAGUGUCCAGGAAAUCAUGUCUGAAGAGUUUGAGGACAACAACAUUUCUGCAGUUCCUAGCUGACGAGAGGUUAUUCCCUCCAGACAAAACGUAUUUCUGCCUUAAACAGAACCUGCAGAACUGUUACAAAAAGCCACAGAGUGACUUGUUAGCUGUACAACAUCAAAGUGUCGUACUGUAAAUAGUGGCAUUCUGAAAAGACAGACAAGUGAAAUGUUGUCUUGCCAAGUGCUGACACACAAUAUCAUGACAAAAUUCUCUUUUGCGAUUCUCUUUUGUGAAUAAAAUUAUUUUGUCUAAA
Messenger RNA from Schistocerca americana (American grasshopper), 3879 nucleotides. Its product is annotated as zinc finger protein 420-like. NCBI's taxonomy places the organism in Eukaryota, Metazoa, Arthropoda, Insecta, Orthoptera, Acrididae. The transcript has 17 exons. The record is from RefSeq and is a predicted model, not a curated record. Gene Ontology annotation, biological process: regulation of DNA-templated transcription. Bases 669 to 3641 code for a protein of 990 amino acids. Gene Ontology annotation, molecular function: RNA polymerase II cis-regulatory region sequence-specific DNA binding; DNA-binding transcription factor activity, RNA polymerase II-specific.